Messenger RNA from Fimicolochytrium jonesii, 2378 nucleotides. RefSeq lists its product as uncharacterized. NCBI's taxonomy places the organism in Eukaryota, Fungi, Chytridiomycota, Chytridiomycetes, Spizellomycetales, Powellomycetaceae. The transcript is spliced from 2 exons. The record is from RefSeq and is a predicted model, not a curated record. Gene Ontology annotation, biological process: phosphatidylcholine biosynthetic process. The coding region runs from base 339 to 1994 and encodes 551 amino acids.
CGGCGGAGAGGUUUCUAUCAUCGCCUCAGGCAAUCUCUCCAACUAUAAAGUCGCUCCCUGAACCUCAUCACCUGUAUAUGUAGGGUCUGCUCAGAGAAUACCGCCUACUUUUACUCCAAGUUGGAUCUAUCCUGGAAUAUUUCCCACCUCUCUUCAGGCGUUAUCCUCGCAAACACCGCGAACAACUUCCUCCCGUUCCAGCCCAUCUCCACGUUGAUUCGAAUCUCAGUGGCACGAUCCCCUCAGCUUCCCAAGUUUCCACGGGCCAACCCUCUUUCCGGUUUGCCGAUCCUCCGUUCUGUCGGACCGUUUGACUUGGUUAAGAUCACUCGACCGCGAUGCCCGACUUGUUAGAGCCGGUAGGGCCGCCAUGCUCUACGAAAGACGGUGCGAAUAGUUCUUCUGAGGUGGCUGCGAGCACACCGAAUUUUUCCGACCCUGGUCUGUCCAACGGCCGACACGCCAAACCGGACUUCCAUCUUUCACUUUCUACGAACGGGAACACAGCAGACAGUUCGACGGCGAGCACAGCACAAUCACCAGUAUCGUCUCCCCUGAUUUCCACCCCGGGAGGUUCCCCUUGGGACAGUAUCGAGUUCGACUUCGACGUACAAGAUCUUUCAGUUUUCGACCUUGUUGGUUCGGAUUGGGUCCGUGUUCUCCAAAACAAUUUCAAGCAGCAACGGCGUCGCAUCGAAGCAAGCGCAGUAGGGCGCAACUUGCGCUCCCGACAGUUAGCAGCCCUGCAGAAAAAAGUCAUAGAGCGUCAAUUACGAGUUCUCACUGGAUUAGUGGACCCACGGAAGAAAGCAACCUCAGCGGCUGCCGCCAAAAAUCGUGAUAAGAUUGCGUUUGUUGUUGGCGUGACGAACAUGUGGGUCACGGCCUUGUUGUUCGGAGUCGCCCCGUCGAUCAUGCCAUACUUCUACGUCGUGAAGGCGGCGGUGCUCUUGCUUGCACGUCUCGUCACCUACAAAAACAACAAAUGGCACUACUUUAUGUUCGACAUGUGCUAUUUCGUCAACUUCCUUCUAUUUGUUCUCAUAUUCUUCCGGGGAGCUCACACUUCGCUGUAUGCUGCGACAUGGGGAUUAGCAAAUGGACCGGUGCUCGUGGCGAUAACGGCAUGGCGGAACUCACUAGUGUUCCACUCACUGGACAAAGUCACAUCGCUGUUGAUUCAUUUCGAUCCGCCUUUGACCCUCUUCACAUUGCGAUGGGUGAUGAGCACGCCGAUCUCGACGGAGUGCCUUCAUCACCCGCUCGCCGCUCUUACCGAGUCGUCUCUGAACACGACCAUAGCUGGCGGACUCCCGUCAUCUCUCUCGGUGUUCCGUCUGCCGGCGCAUUUGGAAUGCCUUUCCGCCGAUCCCCCGCACUUAUCGUUUAUGACAUUGUUCACCACUUCCCUGGCUGUCUACAUGUUCUGGCAGGCGGCCUAUUGGGUUUUUGUUUGGACGAUGCGGGCGGACAAGAUUGCCGCCGGAUACGCGACCUCCACCACCUACAUGCUGCAGAAUCACAAAUCGGCCGUCGCCAAAGUCGCCAACAAAGUAGCACCGCCUUACCGACCGGCGGUUUUCAUGGGCAUUCAAUUCGUUUACACGAUGAUCACGAUCGCACCAACGUACUUGUUCUAUCAUUACAAGUGGCUCCAUGCUACCGCGCUCGUUGCCUCAUUGGCGAUGGCGACAUACAAUGGAGCGAACUACUACUUUGAAGUGUUCUCCAAAAAGUAUGUGGAAGAACUACUCAAGUUGGAGAAGGAGAUUGAGGCCGACGCUAAGCGAGCUGCUGCCGGCAUUCCGAGUUCCCCAAACCCUUUCACAACGGAUUCAUCGAGCUCACCAACGAAAGCGAAUGCGAAUGGGAAGGCCCAGACGGAGGUAGAUCCCACAUCGCCCCUUCUGCUUCCCGAAGCGUAUCCUGGCGCGUCCCCUGAUACGACACCGCUACCGCCCCCGGACCCUUUGGCGGUCAAGAAGGAUAUUUGAACCAGCGGGGCUUUCUACGUGUAGCUUACUUCCUUCGUCGACGUCUCGAUGCACAUCAAUGCAGCCCGUCCAGUAUAGCGUUCCGCUCCCUUGUAUAGAGAUACCCUCAAUACGUGCCGCAAUAGCAUAACAUCUUCUUCUGAGCUCGCUCCCUCUUACCAGGUCACCGCAUGGAGUUUUCGUUCGAUGUACCCAUUUUUCGUAUCAUGCCAAUUUUGUAAAUAUCAUCACAACGCACCUCAUCUUUUCCAGCGUGUGGAGACAAUGCCAACCUGGUUUCUCAGUUGGACGGGUUGAGUUCACUAACUCAUUGGCGAGCGAACUACCAUUAUGAUAAUGUUGCUCGAAGCAUAUCUACAUCCUCCCCCUUUUUGAUGUCUGCUU